GAUAAUUUGACGAACUCUACAAACCAGUUUUUUUGAGCUUCCUCCACUUAUCACCCUUCUUCUGAACCAUGUUUUUGCUGGUGAAUUAGGGAAUCUCCUGUCGACUUCGAAAAGCCUCCAACUUUUCCCACUCUUUCUCGGUUUCAAUUUCCUUCUUCUCUUUAUUUAAUUCUGUUCUUCUCUGUUCAUCCUCCCCUUGUUGCGAAGGAACACCAAUACCAGAGAGAAUCUGCGACAAUCAGCAUCUUCCUCUCCACUGCUGAAAUUUGUCCUCCCCGAGGUUUUGUUAGGGAAAGACAAUCGUUAAGAGUGGAGUUCCUAAAUCAAUAUAUGCCAGGGUAAUGUAACAAAAUUCUCGUUACGGGAUGAACAACGAGGUUUUUGAAGUACAGGUAUUGACUGAGAAGUUAUCCAAACUCAACAAUUCUCAGCAGAGCAUUGAGUCUUUAUCAAGAUGGUGCAUUUCCCACCGGAAAAAGGCCAAGCAGAUUGUUGAAACAUGGGACAAAUCAUUCAACUCAUCUCAGAAAGAGCAGCGUGUUUCAUUUCUGUAUUUGGCAAAUGACAUUUUGCAGAACAGCAGGCGCAAGGGGAGUGAAUUUGUGAAUGAAUUUUGGAAAGUUCUUCCUGGUGCUCUCAAGUAUGUCUACGAUCAUGGUGAUGAAGGUGGAAAGAAAGCAGUUGCGAGACUUGUCAAUAUUUGGGAAGAAAGAAAGGUUUUUGGUUCUCGGGGUCAGAGUCUUAAGGAUGAAAUGCUUGGUAAAACUCCACCUCCAACUCAAUUACCCAGCAGCAAUGGGAAGAGUUCAAAUCCUAUAAAGAUAGUGAAGAGGGAUGCCCAUUCUGUGAGAAUUAAACUGGCUGUUGGAGGUGUUCCAGAAAAGAUUCUUACUGCAUUUCAGUCUGUACUUGAUGAACAUCUGAAUGAAGAUGCUGCUCUGAACAACUGUAGUUCUGCUACUCAUAAUCUGAAUCAAAUCGAGGAAGACUUAAAUGCCUCCUUAGCUCAAGGAACUCAACCAAGGUCUGGUUUGCUGGAUGACCUUCAAGAGCAGGAAAAUGUAAUUCAAGAAUGUAUUAGGCAGCUCGAAAGUGUUGAGGCAACUAGGGCUUCUUUGGUUUCCUUGCUUGUAGAAGCGCUUCAGGACCAAGAAUCAAAGCUGGAACUAGUUCGCAGUCAGUUGCAGAUUGCUCGAUCUCAAAUUGAGCUUGCAAGUAAUGUUCGGAAGAGAUUUACUUCGACUCCAGUUCCUGGUUCUUCAGCUACUACCAUGGAUCUCCUGACAGAAAUGACACAUGUGACCGAUACUAAGUUAUCUUCGGUUCAACAAAACAUAAUCUCUUCUCAGUCCCCUCUUGUCCAGGCUAUGGCGUCUUUUCCUGGUCCUAAAACCAGUGAAGAGGAAAACAAGAGAGCUGCUGCUGCCGCCGUUGCUGCAAAGUUGGCUGCUUCUACAUCAUCGGCACAGAUGCUUACCUCUGUUCUUUCAUCCCUUGUUGCAGAAGAAGCUGCUUCCAUGAAUGGUAGCCUUAAAUCAUCUGGGUUCUCUUCAUUGUCCAUAUUCUCUCCUGAGAAACGACAGAAACUUGAGAAGCCAAUGCCUAUUUCUGAUGUCAGCAGUUCAGAUGGCGUUAGUGCAUCAUUUGUUACACCUAUGCAACAACCACAAUUGACAAGUUUACCACUUGCACAGUCAGUAAACGGGCAACCUGUUUCGCAGGCGAACCCAAGUCAAGCUUCAUUUGCUCCACCACCUCCGCCAGCGCCACCAUCUCUGUCCUCAACUCCACCAGUGAAUCAAUAUGUGCAGCCUGGUGGAUUAAUGGGGGUAUUACCGUAUAAUUUUGGAGCAUAUUCUCUACCACCUCCACCUCCGUUGCCUCCACAUAUUGCGAUGGGUUUGAGUAGGCCGACAUCUCAGCCACCUCAGCAACAGCUGCAGCAGCCUCAGCAGUCACAGCCAACUUCAGCAGGAUUUUAUCGGCCACCCGGUAUAGGUUUUUAUGGGCAAGGCCAGCAGUCGACGCCACCCCCGGUCCCUAGGCAGUAAGUUCCCAGGUAGAAUUUACGUGGGCCAAAUCUUCACUUAAAGGGUUAACAGCUUUGCCAUACACAUUUCUACUUGCCAACUGAGAGUUCAUUUCAGAAUUUGUAUUAUCAUGUAAAUUAGUAGAUUUUUUUUUUAUUAUGUAGAAGUUUUAGUAUAUCUUCUCCUGCCAACAAUUUAAAAGAGCAUGUUGCAGCUGAGGAUUCGUCCGUGCUGAUGGAAAAAUUAGGUGGCUACAUUUAGGCCUUUCCAAUCUAAUGCUAUAAAAAUUUGGAAGCUCGAUGAAUUCUAGGCUACCUCAAAAUUUUACUGUGGCCAGGUAAGCUUUUCUCCCAUAUGUUUGGAAGCUGGUUAGAGUACUGCCCAGAAGAUUUUUAGUUGACAUGUUAGAUUCAGCUUUCAAGACCCUGUUGCCUUUAAAAUCUUCAUGGAUAGAGUGGCCAAAUAGACUUAUUUUGGAUAGCAAUAACAGGAUGAUACUGGUCUGUAAUAUAACUUAGUGAGGCCAUGAAAAUUACAAGUUAAAUACAGCAGUGCCACUGUUUUGUAAUCUGUUGCCCUGUUUUCUUAUUCAGUAGAGAACUUUUAUUUAGAAUAAA
Benincasa hispida (wax gourd) is the source of this 2647-nucleotide messenger RNA. RefSeq lists its product as uncharacterized. The record is from RefSeq and is a predicted model, not a curated record. Gene Ontology annotation, molecular function: RNA polymerase II complex binding. Lineage: Eukaryota; Viridiplantae; Streptophyta; Magnoliopsida; Cucurbitales; Cucurbitaceae. Gene Ontology annotation, biological process: mRNA 3'-end processing.